CUCUUUCACAAUAUCAACGUCUUCAACAAACGAACCACCUCCAAAGAAGACAUAAUCAUACACAUCAAAAAUGGCAACAGCCCUCAUAGUCCUCGACGUCCAAACCGGCACCGUCCCCAAAGUCCCCGCCGCCACAUCCCCAACCUACCUCCCCACCCUCUCCAACACAAUAUCCCACGCCCGCACCGCCGGCGUCAAAAUAAUCUUCAUCCGCGUCUGUUUCCGGCCCUCUUACCCCGAGAUCUCGACCUCGAACCCCAUGUUCGCCAAACUAAUCGACUCGAACAUGUACCUAGAAGGCACCCCGGAAGUAGAGAUCCACCCGGCGCUCGGCUGCGAUGUGUCAAAGGGGGACAUCAUCGUGAAUAAGAGGAGGAUUAGCGGGUUUGCGGGGAGUGAUUUGGAGGUGCUGUUGAGGGGAAUGAGGGUGCAGAAGGUGGUUUUGGCGGGGUUGGUGACGAGUGGGACGGUGUUGGGGACGGCGUAUGAGGCGAGUGAUAGGGAUUUUGGGGUUACGGUUCUGAGGGAUUUGUGUAAGGAUCGUGAGGAGGAGUUGAAUGAGAUUGUGCUUGAGAAGGUGUUGGCGAAGGUGGCGAUCGUGCAGAGUUCUGAGGAGUGGCUUAAGGGGUUGGUUUAAGAAAAGGGGUGGGAGAGAGUUUUUGGGGGGAACUGUUGUGAAGGAACUGAGUUUGCUUUAAUUAGGGAGUAAAGAAUUUAUAG
Molecule: messenger RNA, 720 nt
Organism: Mollisia scopiformis
Lineage: Eukaryota; Fungi; Ascomycota; Leotiomycetes; Helotiales; Mollisiaceae
Product: Isochorismatase hydrolase
Exons: 1
Coding region: 71-637 (188 amino acids)
Source: RefSeq, a predicted model, not a curated record